Messenger RNA from Saccostrea echinata, 2256 nucleotides. RefSeq lists its product as uncharacterized. Gene Ontology annotation, biological process: DNA integration; DNA recombination. The coding region runs from base 1 to 2256 and encodes 751 amino acids. Gene Ontology annotation, molecular function: DNA binding. The record is from RefSeq and is a predicted model, not a curated record. The transcript has a single exon. NCBI's taxonomy places the organism in Eukaryota, Metazoa, Mollusca, Bivalvia, Ostreida, Ostreidae.
AUGACUUACAUUGAUGAUGUUUUACUGUUUGGAGAUACUAUUGAUGAGUGUAGAAUGAAUGUGAACAUCACAAGAGAAUAUCUUGAAAAAUUUGGUUUUGUGAUUCAUGGAAAGAAAAGUCAAUUUGAACCCAAGAAGUGUAUCACAUUUUUGGGAAAUGUAAUAAAUUCUGAAAGAAUGACUAUUGAAUUGACUGAGGAGAAGAAAGACAUUAUUUAUGAAGAAUGCAAGUGUUUAUUGAAUAAAGAUCGCGCUAAAAUAAGAACUGUAGCUCGAGUCAUUGGACUGAUUAUUUCGAGUUUCUCAGCUACAGAAUUAGGAAAAUUACAUUACAGAUUGCUAGAAACAGAGAAAAUAAAGCAUUUAAAAGAAGCUAAAGGGAAUUUUGAUUCCUUAAUGUCAAUCACUAUAAAAAUGAAAGAAGAACUAAGUUGGUGGUGUUCCAAUAUUCAUUCUCAGAUAAGACUUAUCUCUAGAGGUAACCCAGAGAUUACUAUUCAAACUGAUGCAUCUUUGUUAGGUUGGGGAGCAAUAUGCACACAAGAUAAUAUCAGAACUGGUGGAAGAUGGAAAGAAGAAGAAAAAAUGAAUCACAUAAAUUACUUAGAAAUGCUUGCAAUUUACUUUGCUUUGAGAUCAUUUGUGAAUAUUGUGAAAAACAAAUAUGUAAGAAUAUUAUCAGAUAAUACUACUGCCAUUAGUUAUAUUAAUAAUAUGGGUGGCAUAAAAUCUCAAAUUUGCAAUAAACUUGCAGUGGAAAUAUGGGAAUGGUGUACUAAGAGAAACAUUUGGUUGAAGUGUUCUCAUAUUCCAGGGAAAAAUAACAUAGAAGCAGACAAAUUAUCCAGAGAAUUCAAUGAUCAAGUGGAAUGGCAAUUAGACCAUGAUAUAUUCUUACAAAUUUGUUCAAAGCUAGGUUGUCCAGAUAUAGAUUUGUUUGCAUCAAGACUCAAUGCACAAGUUGAAGUGUUUUGCUCAUGGAAACAAGAUCCAGAAUGUAGUUAUGUUGAUGCAUUUCCAUUGAAUUGGAGAACUUUUGAUUAUGUUUAUAUUUUUCCACCUUUUAGUUUGAUGGGCUUGUGCAUCAAGAAGAUUCGGGAAGACCGGGCAAGAGGGAUUAUCAUUGCCCCAUUAUGGCCCACUCAGACUUGGUUCACAGGAUUAAUGAAAAGUAUAGUCAAGAAUCCAUUAUUACUUCCGAGAAGGAAGGAUCUACUUCUAAACCCUCACAAAAAGGAGACUCAUCCUCUGGGGGAAAAAAAUGACCUUGAUUGCAUGCCAAGUGUCCGGCGAGCUUACAGAAAUUUUGGAUUUUCAAAAACAACUACCUCCAUUAUUAUGGCAUCAUGGAGAACCGGUACUAAAAAACAAUAUCAAACGUUCAUCAAAAGAUGGUUUCAUUACUGCUCUGAAUGGAAAAUUAAUCCAGUUUCACCAUCUAUAAAUAAUAUUUUGGAAUUCUUCACUUUACUUUUUGAAAAUGGAUUGAGUUACAGUUCACUCAAUACCGCUCGGGGGGCUUUGUCAGCGUUGGGCAUAAAAUUAGAUGGAACCAGUGUUGGAUCCCAUGCUCUUGUUAUUAGAUAUAUGAAAGGUGUUUAUAACAUUAGACCAACUAAACCCAAAUAUUAUGGAACAUGGGAUGUAUCUUUAGUUCUACGACAGUUGAAGAAAUGGUCUCCUGUAAAGACUUUAAGUUUGAAACAAUUAACAUUGAAACUGGUAAUGUUAAUUGCUUUGACAAAUGCUGCACGAGCUCAGUCAAUUCAUCUUAUUUCUGUAAAUAAUAUGAAAAAGUGCUUUAAUGAAUACAUAUUUGAAUACUCCGGACUGCUAAAGCAAUGUAGACCGGGUUAUAAAAUGCCUGUUGUACAUAUGAAAGCACACCCUCCAGAUAGGAGACUUUGUAUAUACGUUGUGGUGAAGGAAUAUUUGUUAAAGACAGCACCUAUUAGAAAUGGAGAACAAUCACUUUUAUUAAGUUAUGUUAAACCUCAUAAGGCAGUUACGAGAGACACAGUGUCCAGAUGGAUCAAAAUGGUGAUGAAACUUUCUGGGGUUAAUACAGAUGUAUUUGGAUCGCACAGUGUAAGAUCUGCUUCAGUGUCAAAAGCAAAAUCGGCAGCUGUGCCAGUAGAUGAAAUUUUAAGGAAGGCUGGAUGGACUAAUGCUACAACAUUCUCCAAAUUCUAUGAAAAAGACAUUUUUGUUGAAAAAGAAAGUUUUGCUUCAGGUGUGCUUUGCAAGAAAAAUUAG